GCGCUUCACCUGGUCAGUAGUUCUACUGACACCAAUAAUUGUAACACAGAUUUUUGCUGAAAACAAUGAUUGUUGCGAUGGUUCAAAUAACUGCUGUGAUUCAAAAACUUGCUGCGAAAACUACUGUGAAACAACUACCUGCUGCAGAAGUUACUGUGAAACAAUUACUCGCUGCCACAGUGCCUGUAAUAAAAUAUGCGAUAGUGGCUGCAGGACCCCAAAGUGUGCAGAUGACUGCAAGAGGAGAUGUAGUCCUUGUCCUACUCCUCCAAACACUGGAGACUCUACUACCCCUUCCUCGACGAUAACACCUUCUCAUCCUACACCAAGUGUAGUAGAUAAUUCGAAUAUUAGCAAUACAAACAAUGGUUCUGUUAUAACAACAAUCAUGAUAACCAACAACAUCACGAAUAUCAAUAAAAUAGAUAUUCCUGUCACUUUUUCAAAUACAAAUAUUCAGAAUAUAAAUAUUGAAGAAUGUUGUGACACGGGUUGCGAUGGAACAGUAGAGCCCUGUGUAACUACAACUUCCCCAACCUCUGGACCAUACACCAGAAGCCCGUACACAGUCGAAAAACAUAAUGUGACUGUCAUUCACACAAGUUCAAAAAUCAAUUGCACAAAUUGCACAGACCAAAGCCAAUAUUCGGUGUCGAAUCCAGAACCAGUACCUGUUCCUAUACCAAUUUAUAUCAAAGUUGACAAUCCUAUGCAAUACCCACAGGCAGCCUAUCCAGUUCCCCAAGAAGGAUGUUGCAAUGUGAUUACACCUUGCAUUUCCGGGCCGUUUUCGAAUUGUAAUCCGUAUGGUAUGAUGUGUGGUGACCAGUGUAGUCAUUCGACUAUGUACCAAGUUACGAAUCCUUGUAUUAGUGGGUGUUACAAAAAACCGUUUGCUCCAGUGACAUCCUGUUCAAACUUUGGGUAUUGUCAAGUAGUUAUGAGAAGUUGUUACUUCUGUAGAGAAGACUUUUAUAUGAAUUACAACAGUUAUCAACAAUGUGCUGGUUGCUUUGGAAUGUGACUUUUGACUCUGAAAUAAAGAGCCUCAGAGUACA
Molecule: messenger RNA, 1058 nt
Organism: Leptinotarsa decemlineata (Colorado potato beetle)
Lineage: Eukaryota; Metazoa; Arthropoda; Insecta; Coleoptera; Chrysomelidae
Source: RefSeq, a predicted model, not a curated record